AUGGCGGCGUCGGCGAAGACCUUCGUGCUGUACCCGUCGCUCGGCGUGGGCCACCUCAUCCCCAUGGUGGAGCUGGCCAAGCACCUGCUCCGCCGUGGCCACAGCGCCGUCCUCGCCGUCGUCGACCCGCCGGACGGCGACCCCGCCUCGGCCGCCGCCGUGGCCCGCCUCGCCGCGGCCAACCCUUCCAUCGCCUUCCGCCUCCUCCCGGCCCCUCCCAGCCCGGACCCCGCCGCGCACCCCAUCAAGCGCGCCCACGCCAUCCUGCUCGACAUGUUCUGCGUCGACGCGCUCGACGUCGCCGCCGACCUCGCCCUCCCCGCCUACUUCUUCUUCGCCUCCGCCGCCAGCGACCUCGCCGUCUUCCUCAGCAUGCCAUACCUCUACCCCGGCCUGCCCUCCUUCAGGGACAUGGGCGACGCGCUCGUGCGCUGCCCCGGCGUGCCGCCGAUCCGCGCGGUCGACAUGCUGGUCACGGUGCAGGACAAGGAGAGCGACCUCACACAGGUCCGGCUGUACCAGUUCAAGCGCAUCGCGGAGGCGAGGGGCGUGCUGGUCAACAGCUUCGACUGGCUGGAGCCCGCGGCCCUGAAGGCGCUCGCCGACGGCGUCUGCGUGCCCGGCCGGCCGACGCCGAGGGUCUACUGCAUCGGGCCAUUGGUCAACGGCGGCGAAGCGAGCGGGGGCGGCGAGAAGCGGCACGAGUGCCUCGCGUGGCUCGACGCGCAGCCGGAGAAGAGCGUCGUGUUCCUCUGCUUCGGCAGCAAGGGCGCCUUCUCGGCGGCGCAGCUCAAGGAGAUCGCUCGCGGGCUAGAGAGCUCCGGGCACCGGUUCCUGUGGGCGGUGAGGAGCCCGCCGGAGGAACAGAGGGAGUUCCCCGAGCCGGACCUCGAUCGGCUGCUCCCGGCGGGCUUCUUGGAGAGGACGAGAGGCCGGGGCAUGGUGGUGAAGAACUGGGUGCCGCAGGCGGAGGUGGUGCGGCACGAGGCGGUCGGCGCCUUCGUGACGCACUGCGGGUGGAACUCGGCGCUGGAGGCGAUCAUGUCCGGGCUGCCGAUGGUAUGCUGGCCACUAUACGCCGAGCAGGCGCAGAACAAGGUGUUCAUGGUGGAGGAGAUGAAGAUCGCCGUGCCGUUGGAGGGGUACGAGAAGGGGACGGUGAAGGCGGAGGAGAUUGAGGCGAAGCUGAGGCUGGUGAUGGACACGGGGGAAGGGGGGAAGCUCAGGGAGAUGCUUGCGGCGGCGAGGAAGAUGGCGUUGGACGCGAUCGGCGACGGCGGGUCUUCCGAAGUGGCAUUUGCCCGGUUUUUGAGUGAUUUGGAGAACGGCAGCAUGGAGAAUGGAGGAUGCAACAAUUGA
Messenger RNA from Triticum turgidum subsp. durum (durum wheat), 1359 nucleotides. Lineage: Eukaryota; Viridiplantae; Streptophyta; Magnoliopsida; Poales; Poaceae. The record is from the annotation of a GenBank genome assembly.